CGUCUUUUAUCCAGGAUGUGCGUGGCGCACCACACUAACAACAUUUCCACCCUUCGUGUUCCAGGUGGCGCCGGCUGCUGCGGCCUGUGCUGGCGCGGGGGCGGCCUCCGCAAGUACGUGUUCCUGUGCGCCGCGUGCGGAGGCGCGUCCGCGCUGCUCGGCGUCCUGUUCCUCGCCGUCUACUUCAUCCUGCGCUCCUACACCUCCUCGCUCGUCUACUUCGAGACGGUGCCCACCUACAUCCCCGCCUCCAUGCUGCUGUCCACGGGGCUGGUCGUCAUGUGUCUGGCGCGGAGGAGGAACCGAUACUCGUUUCUCAUGAAGCUGUGUGGCUGCGCCUGCCUGGCGAGCGCGGCUCUAUGCGUCCUGGUGACGGUGGCCACCACCGUGGUGCACAUGAGCCGGCUGCAGUCGCUGAGCCAGUGCCACUACGUGCUGCGCACCCAGACCUGCACCUGCUACUCGGCCCUGGUGGACGCCACGGCCACCGACGCCACGGAGGAGGGCGCGCGCUACGUCUUCAACGCCAUCCCGGACUGCGACGUGAUCCACGGCGCCCUCUACUCGUGCCUGCGCGCCAUGUUCGGCCUCUCGGUCGUCGGCAUCCUGGUCUGCAUCUUCUCCGGCAUGCUCGUCUACCAGCUCUUCAGUCAUGAGAAGAAGAAGAUGUACUGGGAACAGCUGGAGCUGCGCUACCGGCACCUGUACCGGCGGCAGCAAACACAGCCUGCUGGCCAGGCGCUGGGCCAGGCGCUGACACACACCGUGCUCUCGCACCACUGCGGCAGCUGCAGCUGCUGCGACGACUGCCGGGACCUGCACACGCCGCCGCCCUCCAUCCCGUGGGAGUUCAUGGACAGCCGUUACUGGGCGCCCGGCCGCGUCGGCAACCUGUACUCGCCAAACCCCGAGGACCACCACCAGGCGCCGCCUCGGCCCGGCGCGGGGCAGCGCGCCACCCGCUCGGCCUCCAACACGUCCAACAGCGCGUGGAGCUGGAGGCGGCUGCCCUGGGGACGGUCCGCCGUGGGCGGCGCGACCGUGGGCGCGGGCCCGUCCCGCCACCCGAGCGACGGUGGCCACGGAGGCGCGCUGUGCAUCCGGCAGCAGAAUCCCACCAGCCCCGACAGCCAGUACGGGUUCAGCGCCUCGCACACGCCGCACAUGCCUGGGCUAGGGCCCCACCACCUGGGCAGGGACCCGGGCCUGGGGCCGUACCUCCUGUCGCAGGUGUACCCCGCGCCGCAGCCGCACCCGCGGCCCUUCGCCGCCGGACCUACGCACGCCGACGCCAUGGGGCUGCCGUCGGGCAUGCCCCUACCGCUGGCCGUGCCCAUGCCCCUGUCCUUGGCCGACGACCUGGGAGACCUGGGCCCACAGUUCUACCUCUGGGGGCCGCCGCCGCCCUACAUGUCCAACCCGGCCUCGGCGGCCAACAGCCCGGCCCGUCGAGACCCGUCGCUACCCCAGUGCGCGGCGCCUGCCAGCCCCGAACAGUACCCGGUGCUGGUGCGCGGCAGCACCCAGAGGCUACACCGGUGCUCGGCUGCCGGCAGUGCAGCGGCCCCUGGCCCCGCGGCCCCGGCGGCUGACCGGCCGCUGUCCCCGGGCGAGGACGCCGCCAGCAGUUCGGCUCUGGACUCGCUGUCCAGCCCGGAGAAGACCGUGCCACGCAAGAAGAGAAAGAAGGCGGCUGACGGCGUCGCAGAACCCAGUGGGGACGCCGAGGCCGUGGUGCAGCCGGACUCGCCAGAGUCACCUACGCCGAGCCCCAGCGGGCUGCCCCCUGGCGGCGCGCAGGCCGUGCCGCAGGCCGCCCUCCCGGGUUUGCAUUGUGUGCGCAAGACCAAGAAGAGGACGGAUGCGCCCGUGGUGCCGGGCGCCGGCGCGCGCCACUCCGUGCACGGCACUCGGUACUCGCACCGAGCGAGAGCCUCGCCCAGGGCGCUCAACAGGCCACCCUCGGCCGACAGCUGCUGCGUGGAGCGGUCGUGCUGCGCGCGCCCCGGGGACAUGAGCGACGACGUGGACACGGAGGGCUACUCGUACCCGAGGCUCAAGUUUCCGCCGCCGGCCGCGCCCGCUUCUCUGCCAGCCCUGCCCGCCGCCACGGACAGCCAGGCCAUCCUCGCCGCCUUCGACAACCAGGCGUUCCAGGACGGUGCGUCCGAAGGUCCCGGGGCGGGCCCCAUGGGCUCCUCCAGCAACCCCAGCGGGGCUGUGAAGACGCUGACCCUCGGGCCGCAGGGCCCGCUCGUUUGCAAGAAGCGGCCCUCGGACCCGAACGAGUCGGAAGUGUAUUUUGGCGACGACUCGUCGUGCUGCAACGUCUCCGAGCAGCACUCGUCGCUCACCUACGAGGAGCCUGGGCAGCCCGGCGGCCACGAGCUUCGCGCCUUCAAGCUCGUCCACACUCACCCGCACUCACACCACGUGCAGCAGCGGAGCAUGGACGCCGCCCUGCCGAUGCGGCCCGUGUCUGUGCACAGGCCGAGCGCGUCGACGCUCUCUGACACCGCUGUGGUCGACCCCUCCUCUCACUACCACCUGCACCCCAUCGACACCGACCCCGCCGCCCCCAACCCCGCUGCCGUGAGGCAGCGCAUGCCCUUGCCCCUGCCCCACCAGCCGAGUCUCGCGCCCGACGCCCAGUACGAGUCGAUCGCGGACAGCAACGUGUACACGUACAUCAGUCCACUGUCCCUCGGGCCGUCGUCUCCCCCGACUGCUACUUCCACGCCCUCGCGGAGGUCGUUCAAGGCACUCUGCGACUCUCCCCGCGCUGCACCUGACCGGCCGGGGUCGUGCUCCGGGCCGUGUCCGUGCCCCGAGCAGACUUUAGACGACAAAGAGAACACCGCCAACGCGCAGAGGGAGAGCGAGGCGGCUGCUCACGCCUGCUUGGAUGAGCGGCCCGGGAUCGACGUGUAGUGUAGCGUCUCUGCGUUCAAAGGAAAAUCUUUGUACGUAGAUAGGGCGCUAUCAGAAUAAACUAAACCAAAGACAUGUCGGCGUCGUAGACUGUUAUGUCCGUCAUAUUUCAUUUAUCUGACUGAUCUGUUUAUUAACUAAAAAACAAAUACUUUUUGUUUUGUUUUUUAAAGCAUUUAUAUAAGUUUUAGCAUUGUAAUUCAAAUAGUUCUGAAAAUAUUUUUGUAUUGGUGUUGUGCUGCUUUAGCAUAACUCAUACAACUUGCUGCACUUUGUUCAUUGUGACUCUGUCUGUGAAGCCUGUAUUAAAAACGUGUUCCAGUCAAUUUAGAAUAAAUAUUGUCCUCAAAAAGCUUUAAAAUUGGGAACACCCUUGUGCAAAAUAGUGAUGAACAGUUAAACAAUUAUGUUA
This is a messenger RNA of Frankliniella occidentalis (western flower thrips), 3343 nucleotides long. RefSeq names its product nascent polypeptide-associated complex subunit alpha, muscle-specific form. The record is from RefSeq and is a predicted model, not a curated record. The transcript has 3 exons. Bases 16 to 2931 code for a protein of 971 amino acids. NCBI's taxonomy places the organism in Eukaryota, Metazoa, Arthropoda, Insecta, Thysanoptera, Thripidae.